Molecule: messenger RNA, 526 nt
Organism: Ilex paraguariensis (yerba mate)
Lineage: Eukaryota; Viridiplantae; Streptophyta; Magnoliopsida; Aquifoliales; Aquifoliaceae
Source: the annotation of a GenBank genome assembly
AUGGGUGAUAGUAACCAAAAACUUCAUGCUAUCAUGAUUUCAUUCCCUUUCCAAGGUCAUAUAACCCCUUUCGUGCACCUAGCAAUAAAGCUUGCUUCGAAGGGCUUCACCAUCACUUUCGUCCAUACCGAGUUUAUCCACCACCAGAUAACCAAAUCCCAGCCACACAAAACAAUUGAACCCCAAGUUUUUUCCGAAGCACGUAAAUCUGGUCUUGACAUCCGUUACACGACGAUUACCGACGGCCUUCCAUUGGAGUUCGACCGAUCUUCAAAUAUGAAGCAGUAUUGGGACUCCAUCAUGCAAGUUUUCCCGACCCACAUAGAUGAGUUCGUGAAUAACAUGGUUAAGUCACAUCCAUUGUCGGCCUUUUUCCUUGUCACUGACACUCUUUAUGCCUGGCCAGCAACAAUUGCCAAGAAGUAUAACUUUGUCAUUGUUUCAUUCUGGACGCAACCUGCCUUGAUUUUCACUUUAUACUAUCAUUUGGACCUUCUAAUAAAAAAUGGGCAUUUUGCCUCCAAUG